AAAGGUGGUGUUGGGGGGGGUGGGGGGGCGUCGGGGGCGGAUCCCCGCUGCGCCGUCGUCCUGAAAGGGAGCCAAUGGCGGCGCCCCGGCCGCUGCCAAUCACGGCGAUCCGUCCAAUCCCUCCGGUGCGGUGUCCGAGCCGUCUUUCCCACCGCGCCGGCGGAGGGUGGUGAGGGCUCUGCCAAUCGCGGGCGGGCAGAGCGGGGCCGGGGAUGCGCGGAGUUAGGAGCGCAGACAAAAGAAGUUAAAGAGCCGCUUAAUAUAUACAUGUUUUUGAAGGCGGGUAGAGGGAAAAAAAUAACAACAGCGAGCGUAGAUGGGCUUGGCUGUGUCGUUAUGGAGCCCCCUUUGAGCAAGAGGAACCCGACACUGAGAUUAGCGGAUUUGGCAGCGGCUCAGCCCCAUCCUCACCAGAACAUGACAGGCUUCCCGGGGCUGGGGAACCACCACGUCCACCCCCACCACGCGGCCCACCUUCACCCCGGGGACACGGGCGGAGACCCCGGCGGCGCCCUCACGCCGCUGGGACCCGAGCACAUGGCGCAGCCCGCCGCCCUCAAGCUCACGCCCGAGGCGCUCACCGCCGCCGCCGCCGCUUCGCCGCGCCCGCCGCCACCACCGCCGCCGCCGCCGCCGCCGCCACCGCCGCCGCCGCCACCACCGCCGCCGCCUACGCGCCGCCCGCCGCCCCUCCCGGGAUACCCGUCGGGGGGGGCGGCGGGCCGGGACUUCCUCCUGCGGCGGGAGCUGCCCCCCGCCGCCGCCGCCGCCGUUCACGGGGCGCUGGGCGAGCAGCACCCGCCCGCCAGCUCCCCCCACCUCCCGCACCCGCCGCCCCACGGCGUCUUCAUCUCGGCCGCCGGCACCUACGGGGCGGCCGACGGGGCGCACGCCGCCUUCCCGCCGCCGCCGCCGCCGCCGACCGGCGAGCAAGGGGCUCCCGCCGGCCGCCACCCGCCCCUCAACGGGCAGAUGCGCCUGGGGCUGGCGGCCGCCGCCGGGGAGCUCUACGGGCGCGCCGAGGCGCACUACGGGGCCGCCGCCUCCGCCUCCUCCUCGGCGCUGCAAGGCUACGGCUCCGUCAACCUCAACCUGGCGGCGGCCGGCCACGGGCACCCCCACCACCCCCAUCCCCACCACCACCACCAUCACCACCACCACCACCACGGCCACGUCGGGGCGGCGGCGGCGGCGGCGGCGGCCGGGGCCUUCCUGCGGUACAUGCGGCAGCCUAUCAAGCAAGAGCUGAUCUGCAAGUGGAUCGACCGGGAGCCGCCGCCUCCGCCUCCGCCGCCGCCACCGGGCGGUAGGAAGCCUUGCUCCAAAACUUUCAGCACGAUGCAGGAGCUGGUGAGCCAUGUCACCGUGGAGCACGUCGGCGGGCCCGAGCAGAGCAGCCACGUGUGCUACUGGGAGGAGUGUCCCCGCGAAGGCAAGCCCUUCAAAGCGAAAUACAAACUCAUCAACCACAUCCGAGUGCACACGGGAGAGAAGCCCUUCCCCUGCCCCUUCCCCGGCUGCGGGAAGGUCUUCGCCCGCUCCGAAAAUCUCAAGAUCCACAAGCGGACUCAUACAGGGGAGAAGCCCUUCAAGUGCGAGUUCGACGGCUGCGAGAGGAAGUUCGCCAACAGCAGCGACCGCAAGAAGCACUCCCACGUCCACACCUCCGACAAGCCCUACUACUGCAAGAUCCGCGGCUGCGACAAGUCUUACACCCACCCCAGCUCCCUGCGGAAGCACAUGAAGAUCCACUGCAAGUCCCCGCCGCCCUCCCCCCCGCCCGGUUCCCAGGGCUACGCGGCGGCGGGGCCCCCCGACGGCCCGCUGCCCCCCGAGCCCGACCCGGCCGCCGAGCCGCCCCGCGGCCGUUCCGCCGCCCUCUCCCCGCCGGUCACCAACCUCAGCGAGUGGUACGUCUGCCAGGCCGGGGGGGCUGCCCGCCGGCCCCGCACCCCCUCCAGCCGCGACGCCUCCCCGGCUUCCGAGGGGGACGAGCCCCACAGGACCUCGGGGGGCAGAACCGCUCCCUAGGGCCGUGCCGUGCCGUGCCGUGCCGUGCCACCGGCGACCCCCGGCCCCACCGCGCUGGCCCAGGCUGCAGCGGCAGCCGCCUGGCACGGGGAGUGGGGGGGGAGUGGGGGGGGGCUGGCGUGGAAGUGCCGUCAGGUUUGACUCGCGCUAUUUAUUCCGUGUACGAAACCCUAUGGUGUUUGUACGGUAACUAAUUUAAUUAAAGAGUCUCGGACUUUUUUUUUUUUUUUCUUCUCCUUUUGGUAAGAAAAAGCGUUAAUAACGCCACGCUGGGCCACCACAGCCACGCUUCUUUGCAGGGGGACGGUGCCAAGGGAGGUGCCCGGUUCCCACCCUGCCCAUGCCAUAAUGCUCUUGACGAGAGAGCGAGCCGGGGGAAAGGCUGCAAGCUGGCAGAGCCCUGCCGUUCCCUGGAGUGGCUCCGAAAUACUUCAGCUGCCACCCCAGCUCCUCCUCUUCAGCCCAGGGUAAAGCCCCAGGUUGGCAGCGGCUUCCUGACUGUAAAGCAGCACCUGCUGAAAGCUCCGGCCAGUCGAAGACAGGUUACACAUCCUUCAAAAUAAAAUUAAAUAAAUAUUUUUUUUUUCCUCCCCUCUUGCAGUUCAGCUCCUUUGUAAUUGUUGGUUUCUCUCCCAAGUCGUAGGGUCCCACCCACAACCGGCAUUUUCUCUCCAGCCUUCUUUCUUUCUCCCUUAGCCGUAACCAUGUGAAAACAAUUUAGGGAAGGAAAGACAAAAGAUGCAGCAGUCCCUUACCGCUCCUCCACGGUUUGUAUGCGUAUGGGUCCUAAAAUGUAGCCGGAGAAUAAAAGAAACCCGCUGCUAUUUGACAACUGCGAUACUGUGAUACAUUUUGUUGUUGUUGUUGUUGUUGGUUUUUUUCCCUAAAAAACACACACAAAAACUGACAGCGAUUUUCCCUUUUCUUGGGGUCGGUAUUAUUAUUACUCUAGUUAUUAGUAUAUAUAUUUUUUCAAAGUUCGUCUGGCAGAGGAAGACUUUGUCUCUGGCUCCCUCCAGCCCCGUGUGCAGUUCGUGGCUGGGAGGGGGGAGCAGCCCCCCGGGCCUGGCGAGUGCCUGAAGGGAGGGGAGUGCGGGGAUUAUUUUUUUAUUAUUAUUUUAUAUAUAUAUAUAUAUAUAUAUAACAUUUUCUUCGGUUUAUUUCCUCUCUCCAGCCGAGCCAGUGCCUGCGCGCACUCUUGCUUUUCACCAUCCCCCUGCGGUGUCCGGGCAGAGUCACCUGGGAGGAGGGGACCAGAGCUGCUGGGAAAGAAACGGGGAGGUGGUGGGAGGGUCGGGAUGGGGUCGGGGUGCUCACCCCAAACCCCCCCCCCAGCGGCCCAGCCCAGCGGCCGAGGGGCUGCGGGGCGGGGAGGGGAGGACGAGGACGGGGACACCCCGGCCCCAUCGCCCGUCCGUCAGGAGCCGGGCGCAAAUAAACUAAAGAGCACUAAUUCCUCCUCAGAGACCCCGAGAGGAGAAGCGGCAGCCUCCCUCCCCUCCCCCAGGGCUUGUGGAAAUGUGUUUUGUGUGCCGUGAAUGGUGGAUGUCGUCUUGUCAUUGUUAAUAACGUGUAUGUGAACGCGAUUAUUUUGUACAGUCGAAUUAAUUUAUUUUCUGACAUCAUCCUUUUUUUUUUCCUUUUUUUUUUCUUUUUCCCCCUGGAAGAGUACAGAGCACACCAAAGAAUUCUCUUAUUAAUUUUGGUGAUAGAUUGUUGUUUAUGAUGCUGUGGUUUGUACAAAAAAAAAAAAUCAUUAUAUUUUUCAGCUUACUUGAAUGAACGAUGUAAUGUGAAACAGACUCUUCCUGCAUGUCCUCCGUGCGGUGUCUUGGUGCUGAUAUAUAUAUAUGUAUAGUUCAUAGAGAUAUUAUAUUAUUAGUACAGUGCAUGGUGCUGUCACUCUGGAAGCCUUUAAACGUUGUCUUCAUAUUGUUGUGUUGGAUAUAAAGAAGCAGGCGUUACUUCAAAAACAAACAGGAAACUUGAAUAGACAAUAAUUUUUUAAAGUUCAUUCGAUUUGCUUUUUAUUCGUUUUUGAAAGCCCAUUUGAAUAAAUAGAAAAUAAUAAAGUAAGGUAUGGACUUUUUAAAGAAUAAUUUAUGUAAUGUAAUCUUAUUAGAGAUAUUUUGGUGCUGAUUUAUAAACGAACUUUUUAAUUUAUGCAUUUUUUUUUCAACAACGGAUUGCACUAUACAUUACUACAUGGCAGGGUUUAUAAACUAUGGCUCGGGGGGAUAUAUCACUAUUUUUAUGUACUUGCUACACGUAGGGUCAGACACUUGCCCAUCAGUUUUAUGACACAUGAUACCUCCUAAAUAAAAUAAUACUAAUUUAAUUUUUUUCAUCUCUGUAAACCCCGUAAAAAGCAGA
Chroicocephalus ridibundus (black-headed gull) is the source of this 4404-nucleotide messenger RNA. RefSeq names its product Zic family member 5 (gene ZIC5). NCBI's taxonomy places the organism in Eukaryota, Metazoa, Chordata, Aves, Charadriiformes, Laridae. Gene Ontology annotation, biological process: regulation of transcription by RNA polymerase II. Gene Ontology annotation, cellular component: nucleus. The record is from RefSeq and is a predicted model, not a curated record. Gene Ontology annotation, molecular function: RNA polymerase II cis-regulatory region sequence-specific DNA binding; DNA-binding transcription factor activity, RNA polymerase II-specific.